Lactuca virosa is the source of this 1062-nucleotide messenger RNA. Lineage: Eukaryota; Viridiplantae; Streptophyta; Magnoliopsida; Asterales; Asteraceae. The record is from the annotation of a GenBank genome assembly.
AUGUCUCUUUUACCCCUCAGCUUCUUCCUCUUCUUCAUCACACUAUCUGCCAUUGUGGCUUCUGCUGCAACUGUACAGACACUUAACACAAAUCAGCAGCAUCCAAAUGAUAAAGGUUACACCUUUCACAACCCAAAGCUUCCACCUAAAACCCUCACCACUUCCAAAAAAUUUGAAGGUUCAUCGGAGCUUGUCAACCUCCGAUACCAUAUGGGUCCUGUUCUUUCUUCUCCGAUCAGCAUUUACCUCAUAUGGUAUGGAAAGUGGGCCCCUACCCAGAUGUUGCUGAUCAAAGACUUCCUUCUAUCUAUCUCCACCACCAACCGCCGUGCAGCCCCGCAUCCAUCGGUCUCCGACUGGUGGCAGACGGUUUCACUCUACACCGAUCAAACCAACGCCAACAUCUCCCGCUCCAUCCUCAUCGCCGGAGAAUAUUCUGAUCGUAAGUACACUCAUGGAACACACCUCACUCGUUUGACAAUCCAAGAUGUCAUUGCUUCAUCCGUACGAUCAGCUCCGUUUCCGGUUGAUCACAAGAACGGGAUUUACCUCGUCUUGACUUCCGUCGACGUCACCGUUGAGGAUUUCUGUCGGGCCGUUUGUGGGUUCCACUACUUCACAUUCCCAUCGAAAGUAGGCUACACUUUACCUUACGCAUGGGUGGGGAACUCCGGCAAACAAUGCCCGGAGGUUUGCGCUUACCCGUUUGCCGUUCCGGCGUAUAUGCAGGGUGGAGGGCCGGGUGCAUUAGCUCCACCCAAUGGCGACGUCGGAAUUGACGGGAUGAUCAGUGUGAUCGGGCACGAGCUGGCGGAGCUGUCGUCGAAUCCGUUGGUGAAUGCUUGGUACGCCGGGGAAGAUCCGACGGCGCCGACAGAGAUCGGUGAUUUGUGUGAGGGGUUAUACGGGUCGGGUGGUGGAGGCGGGUACAUUGGGGAGGUGAUGAAAGACGGGUCGGGUCGUACGUUUAAUAUGAAUGGUAGAAGAGGCAGAAAGUUCUUGGUACAAUGGAUAUGGAGCCCCGUUUUGAAGGCAUGUGCUGGACCCAAUGCGAGAGAUUGA